Messenger RNA from Anguilla rostrata (American eel), 1708 nucleotides. It is a transcript of the gene ppp5c, whose product is annotated as protein phosphatase 5, catalytic subunit. Gene Ontology annotation, molecular function: protein binding; hydrolase activity. Bases 42 to 1547 code for a protein of 501 amino acids. The record is from RefSeq and is a predicted model, not a curated record. NCBI's taxonomy places the organism in Eukaryota, Metazoa, Chordata, Actinopteri, Anguilliformes, Anguillidae. The transcript is spliced from 13 exons.
GAAAGAGGCUGAUUUGCGGCAGUAUUUCCUGAAGUAACGUGAUGUCAGAAUUUGCGACCGUUUACCAAAUAGCCAUGGCGGACGUAACGAAUAACGACAGCGUGAAGAUGGCGGAGGGGGAGCGGAGUGCCGAGGAACUCAAGGAGAAGGCGAAUAAAUACUUUAAAGAUAAGGACUACGACAAUGCCAUCAAGUAUUACACGGAGGCCCUGGAGCUGAACCCGGACAAUGCCAUCUACUACAGCAACCGCAGCCUGGCGUACCUGCGCACGGAGUGCUACGGGUACGCCCUGGCGGACGCCACGCGCGCCCUGGAGAUCGACAAGAACUACAUCAAGGGCUACUACCGCCGCGCUACCUCCAACAUGGCCCUGGGCAAGUUCAAGGCGGCUCUCAAGGACUACGAGACGGUAGUGCGGGUGCGGCCCAAUGACAAGGACGCGAAGAUGAAGUACCAGGAGUGCAACAAGAUCGUCAAGCAGAAGGCCUUCGAGAGAGCCAUAGCCAGCGACGAGCACAAGAAGUCGGUGGUGGACUCGCUGGACAUCGAGAACAUGAUGAUCGAGGAUGACUACACAGGGCCCAAACUGGAAGACGGAAAGGUGACGGUGAAGUUCAUGAAGGACAUGAUGCACUGGUUUAAGGAACAGAAAAAACUGCACAGAAAGUGUGCCUAUCAGAUUUUGGUCCAAGUCAAAGAGGUUUUAGCCAAGCUUCCGAGCCUGGUAGAAAUAGUGCUAAAAGAGACAGACAAGAUCACCAUCUGCGGCGACACGCACGGCCAGUUCUACGACCUCCUCAACAUAUUUCAGCUGAACGGCUUGCCCUCGCCGUCCAACCCCUACCUUUUCAACGGCGACUUCGUGGACCGCGGCUCCUUCUCCGUGGAGGUGAUCCUGACGCUCUUCGGCUUCAAGCUGCUCUACCCCGACUGCUUCCACCUCCUGAGGGGGAAUCAUGAGACGGACAACAUGAACCAAAUGUACGGUUUCGAGGGCGAGGUGAAGGCCAAGUACACAGCCCAGAUGUUCCAGCUGUUCAGCGAGGUCUUCCAGUGGCUGCCCCUGGCACAGUGCAUCAACGGCAAAGUGCUGGUGAUGCACGGGGGCCUGUUCAGCGAGGACGGGGUGACCCUGGACGACAUCAGGAAGAUUGAGAGGAACAGACAGCCUCCUGAUUCGGGCCCCAUGUGUGACCUCCUGUGGUCAGAUCCUCAGCCCCAGAACGGGCGGUCGAUCAGCAAGCGCGGGGUGAGCUGCCAGUUCGGCCCGGACGUGACUGAGCGCUUCCUGGAUCAGAACAAGCUGCAGUACAUCGUGCGCAGCCACGAGGUGAAGGGCGAAGGCUACGAGGUCACUCACUCAGGGAAGUGCAUCACCGUCUUCUCAGCGCCCAACUACUGUGACCAGAUGGGUAACAAAGGAGCAUAUAUCCACCUCAGGGGAUCCGACCUCAAGCCAGAGUUUCACCAGUUCACUGCUGUGCCUCAUCCGAAUGUUAAGCCCAUGGCAUACGCGAACUCCCUGAUGCAGAUGGGGAUGAUGUAGCGGCACGGAGGCCCCGCCCACCCGCGACCGCCACGUUCCCGCCCUCUCUCCUCCGUUCCACCGUCUGCCCGUUUCUGUUUUUUUUUUUUUUUUUUUUUAAUUUAACGAACGGCAAAGUCCUCCCACUCCACCUACGCCAUCCCCCCCCCCCCGACCCCACC